Dentiscutata heterogama is the source of this 850-nucleotide messenger RNA. The record is from the annotation of a GenBank genome assembly. NCBI's taxonomy places the organism in Eukaryota, Fungi, Glomeromycota, Glomeromycetes, Diversisporales, Gigasporaceae.
AUGCAAAGUCAACAACAGAAGGUUCCAAAGUUGGAGAUUGCUCAAAGACCAAAAGAAUCACCUACAAUAGGUGAAAUUAUUAAAAUAGAAACAAAUUUUUGGAAAGUUAAAUUUGAUUAUCCUAAAAUUUACAGCUAUUCUUUUGAAGUUUCAAUUCAAGAAAAUCAAGAACAAAAAGUAGAAAAAAGCAAAAUAUUUAAAGUUUUUAAUAAAUUGCGUGAGAAUGAUAAUUUCAGUCCAGAUACAUUUCUAGUGUAUGCAGAAAAUGUGGUUUAUUCCUCCACUCAAAUUGAUGACGAGUCUUUAAAUGUUGAUAUGGAGGGAAAGAAAUACAUCGUUACCAUUAAGUACAGUGAAGAUAUCGAUUUUAGUCCGUUAAAAAGAUGUUUUGAAGAAAAUUAUCAACUUUUGAAUAGUGAAAACUUAAAUUUAUUACGCAUACUUAAUACCUAUCUAAAUUUUGAAGUCCGCACGAAUACAAACUAUUUGACACUCGGAAGAAAGACCUUUCAAAUUCCUAAAAGACCAAAUCGUCUUCGUAGUAAUUUUAAUUUUGGGCUUAUACAUGAAUUCUAUCAAAGCGUUCGCAUAGGAUGGGAUCAAUUACUUGUCAACACUGAUGUAUGUUCCGCAAUUUAUAAUAUUAGAUCAAAAAAGUUGAUUAGUUUGGAUCCAAUUCUACAUGAUGACAUGAUUAGAGAGAUGAUUAGGAUGACUGCAAUUAAACCAAAUGAUAGAUUUAAUAAAAUUGAUAAAGGCAUUAAAGAAGUGUACAAACAUGAAAGUGAUAAAGGGUUAAAAUCUAUUUCAUUUUCUGUUGAUAAUGAUAAUGGAUUCAUGAAAUUGAAUG